CUUUUGUAGUCCAGAAUGUGGCCACAAUCACUGGAUGUGCUUCACUAAGUGCCUGUAACAAUAUGGCCUACAUUGGAGCUUACUUUGGGGUGCCUUCGAACGCCAGUGCCAGCUGCUGUACGGGACCGCUCUGCAACCAGGCCUCCCCAGCAUCAAGUUCUUUGGUCUGCUACACCUGCUCCAGCUCCAGCCCCGGCUCGUGUGCCAACCUCUCCGUCUGUAGUCCUUCAUUCACCACCUGUGGGAGUUUUGCUGUCCAGAUUCUGCAAAAUGGGACAUCAACGACUCAGUAUUUGCAGACCUGCGCCACCCCACAAACCUGCAAUGUUCCCUUAUCCAUCAGCAUCGGAGUGUUUAGUGCCACCACCUUCUCCCAGUGCUGCACAUCAAGUCUCUGCAACCUUGUCAACUCAGUCCAAGCAUUUACACCGACAUCAGGCACCCUGCAGUGCUACGGGGGAGUAAACCAGCAGAGCAAUGUGACAUGCAGGAACACUGAGGACCACUGCUUCACUGUCACAGUGUCAAAUGUGGCCACAAUCAGUGGAUGUGCUUCACAAAGCGUCUGUGCCAAUAUGGCCACCACAGGAGCUUACUUUGGAUUGCCCUCAAAUGUGACCGCCAGCUGCUGCACAGGAUCGUUCUGCAACCGCGCCAACCCUGUGUCAAAUUCUUCGGUGUGCUACACCUGCUCCAGCUCCAGCCCCGGCUCGUGUGCUCGGUUGUCCGUCUGUCAUCCUUCAUUCACCACCUGUGGGAGUUUUGCGGUGCAACUUGUGGAAAAUGGCGUGUCCAGCACACAGUAUUAUCAGAGCUGCGCCUAUCCAGGAAUCUGCAAUUCCCCCUUGUCCUUUAACUAUGGAGUCUUCAGCGCCAGCGUCAAUGCCCAGUGCUGUACAACAAGCCUCUGCAACCUGGUGAACUCAGUAACAGUGUCUCCAGAAGCUCCGAAUUCUUUGACCUGCUAUGUUGGAAUAAACGGCGCCAUCCAGGGGAGUGUCCAGUGUAAAGGCAGUGAAACCCUUUGCUUCACAGUUGGAUUGGCAAGCGCAGGAACGGUCAGAGGAUGCACUUCACAGGGUGUCUGUGACAAUUAUGUCACAGUCCUCGGCUUCUUUGGUGACACCCCGACAACAAAGCCCAUCUGCUGCAGUGGAAACUUAUGCAAUAGCAGCUGGAGGCCAAGAUGGAGUCCCGUUUUGUUUCUGCUUGUGCUGACGGUGAUGACCUUCUUCUACUGAACUGGCGCAGAUCAGAGAUGAUCAAGGAAGGCUGGCACCCCAAUCUUUCACUUGGCACCCCAUUGAUUCUGCUCUCUGCACGGUUUCAUUUGACUUGUCGUGUAAUUAACUGUUUUUAAAAUUUGUGACUUUUUGCAUUUGUGCGAUUUGUAAAAGGCACCAAAUAAAAUAAAAAUGAACCAUAUACCUGUGGUGGGCUGGCACCCUG
Molecule: messenger RNA, 1449 nt
Organism: Polypterus senegalus (gray bichir)
Lineage: Eukaryota; Metazoa; Chordata; Cladistia; Polypteriformes; Polypteridae
Product: urokinase plasminogen activator surface receptor-like
Exons: 9
Coding region: 63-1241 (392 amino acids)
Source: RefSeq, a predicted model, not a curated record